This is a messenger RNA of Mirounga angustirostris (Northern elephant seal), 4314 nucleotides long. RefSeq names its product NOP2/Sun RNA methyltransferase 3 (gene NSUN3). Lineage: Eukaryota; Metazoa; Chordata; Mammalia; Carnivora; Phocidae. Gene Ontology annotation, molecular function: ATP binding; clathrin-uncoating ATPase activity; ATP-dependent protein folding chaperone. Gene Ontology annotation, cellular component: nucleus; terminal bouton; autophagosome. Gene Ontology annotation, biological process: clathrin coat disassembly; slow axonal transport; late endosomal microautophagy. The record is from RefSeq and is a predicted model, not a curated record.
UCCACCAGGGGCCGGCGGAAGUAACUUUGCGCGCGCGUGCCUCUCGCGGGACCUACACCUCUUUUUGGCGAGAUUUGGACGACAAGGGCAAAGCGGUAUCUCGCGGGAAGUUGAACCGGAAAAGCGAGGGGUAGAAGUGAAUGCGGGUAAACCUCGGAUGUGAAGCUGUGCUUUUGAUUUCCUGGAGGUUUUAGAUGCUCGGUGGUGUAGACCUUUUGUUUGGCAUCUCGCGGAGGGAUCAUGUUGACCCGGCUGAAAGCAAAAUCAGAGAGGAAGCUUGCAAAACAGAUUUGCAAAGUUGUAUUGGAUCAUUUUGAAAAACAGUAUUCCAAAGAACUUGGAGAUGCCUGGAAUACAGUAAGGGAUAUACUAAUAUCUCCAUCAUGCUGGCAAUAUGCUAUCCUUCUUAACAGAUUCAAUUAUUCCUUUGAACUGGAAAAAGAUUUACAUUUAAAGGGCUAUCACACACUCUUUCAAGGAUCUUUACCCUACUCUCCUAAAUCAAUGAAGUGUUACCUUAGCAGAACUCCAGAUAGAAUGCCUUCAGAAAGACACCAGAUUGGAAUUCUAAAAAAAUACUAUCUCCUGAAUGCUGCCUCUCUUCUCCCAGUAUUGGCUCUGGAAUUAAGGGAUGGGGAGAAAGUUCUGGAUCUGUGUUCUGCUCCUGGAGGCAAAUCGAUAGCUCUGCUGCAGUGUGCUUAUCCAGGUUAUCUUCACUGUAAUGAACACGAUAGUCUGAGAUUGAGGUGGCUGAGGCAGACAUUAGAAUCUUUCAUCCCACAGCCUUUGGUAAACGUAAUUAAAGUGUCUGAAUUGGAUGGCAGAGAAAUGGGAGAUGCCCAGCCUGAAAUGUUUGACAAGGUGUUAGUUGAUGCUCCAUGUUCAAAUGAUCGAAGUUGGUUGUUCUCUUCUGAUUCUCAGAAGGCAGCCUGUAGGAUAAGCCAAAGGAGGAAUUUGCCUGUUCUGCAGGUAGAACUCUUAAGCAAAGUUACUCUCAUUGAAUGCUGGGCUAGAUCACCAGACAGCUGUUUUCUUCUCAAGCCGAGCCAGGCCCACACAGAAGCAAUCAUGUCUAAGGGACUGGCAGUUGGCAUUGAUCUUGACACCACCUACUCUUGUGUGGGUGUCUUCCAGCACGGGAAAGUGGAAAUAAUUGCCAAUGAUCAGGGAAACUGAACCACCCCAAGUUAUGUCGCCUUCACUGACACCAAAUGAUUGAUCAGUGAUGCUGCAAAGAAUCAAGUUGCGAUGAACCCCACCAACACAGUUUUUGAUGCCAAAUGCCUGAUUGGAUGUAGAUUUGAUGAUGCUGUUGUCCAGUCUGAUAUGAAGCAUUGGCCUUUUAUGGUGGUGAAUGAUGCUGGCAGGCCCAAGGUCCAAGUAGAAUACAAGGGAGAGACAAAAAGUUUCUAUCCAGAGGAGGUGUCCUCUAUGGUUUUGAUGAAGAUGAAGGAAAUUGCAGAGGCUUACCUUGGGAAGACUGUUAGCAAUGCAGUUGUCACGGUACCUGCAUACUUCAGUGACUCUCAGUGUCAGGCUACCAAAGAUGCUGGAACUAUUGCUGGUCUCAAUGUACUUUGAAUCAUCAACGAGCCAACUGCUGCUGCUAUUGCUUAUGGCUUAGACAAGAAGGUUGGUGCUGAAAGGAAUGUGCUGAUCUUUGACUUAGGAGGUGGCACUUUCGAUGUGUCAAUCCUUACUAUUGAAGAUGGGAUCUUUGAGGUUAAAUCCACAGCUGGAGACACCCACUUAGGUGGAGAAGACUUUGACAACAGGAUGGUCAACCAUUUUAUUGCAGAGUUCAAGCGCAAACAUAAGAAGGGCAUCAGUGAAAACAAGAGGGCAGUUCGUCGUCUCCGUACUGCUUGUGAACGUGCUAAGCGUACACUUUCUUCCAGCACGCAGGCCAGUAUUGAGAUUGAUUCUCUAUACGAAGGAAUCGACUUCUAUACCUCUAUUACUCGUGCCUGGUUUGAAGAAUUAAAUGCUGAUCUGUUGUGUGGCACCCUGGACCCUGUAGAGAAAGCCCUUCGGGAUGCCAAGCUAGACAAAUCUCAGAUCCACGAUAAUGUCCUGGUGGGUGGUUCUACCCGUAUCCCCAAGAUUCAGAAACUUCUACAGGAUUUCUUCAAUGGGAAAGAACUGAAUAAGAGCAUCAACCCUGAUGAGGCUGUUGCUUACGGUGCAGCUGUCCAGGCAGCCACCCUUUCUGGAGACAAAUCUGAAAAUGUUCAAGAUUUGCUGCUCUUGGAUGUCACUCCACUUUCUCUUGGCACUGAAACUGCUGGAGGAGUCAUGACUGUUCUCAUCAAGCAUAAUACUACCAUUCCUACCAAACAGACACAAACCACUACCUACUCUGACAACCAGCCUGGUGUGCUUAUUCAGGUGUAUGAAGGUGAUGUCAUGACCAAGGAUAACAACUUACUUGGCAAGUUCGAACUCACAGACAUAUCUCUUGCCCCUCGUGGCGUUCCUCAGAUUGAAGUCACUUUUGAUAUUGAUGCUAAUGGUAUCCUCAAUGUCUCUGCUGUGGAUAAGAGCACAAGAAAAGAGAACAAGAUUACCAUCACUAAUGACAAGGGCCGCUUGAGCAAGGAAGACAUUGAGCGCAUGGUCCAGGAAGCAGAGAAGUACAAAGCUGAAGAUGAGAAACAGCGGGACAAGCUGUCUUCCAAGAAUUCACUUGAGUCUUAUGCUUCAAUGGUUGAAGCAACUGUUGAAGAUGAAAAACUUCAGGGCAAGAUCAAUGAUGAGGACAAUCAGAAGAUUCUUGACAAGUGCAAUGAAAUCAUCAAUUGGCUUGAUAAGAACCAGACUGCAGAGAAGGAAGAAUUUGAACACCAGCAGAAAGAGCUGGAGAAAGUCUGCAAUCCUAUCAUUACCAAACUGUACCAGAGUGCAGGGGGCAUGCCAGGAGGAAUGCCUGGAGGCUUCCCUGGUGGUGGAGCUGCUCCCUCUGGUGGUGCCUCCUCUGGACCCACCAUCGAAGAGGUUGAUUUAGUCAACCUGAGAAUAGGUCCAGCAUUGUUCCACACCAAAUAUUCGAAGGACCCAAAUUUGUAGCAAAUUCCAUGGCAGUUUUAAUGUUGAGCUGCUAUAGUAAAUAAACUGGGCAUUCUUGGGCACCUGGGUGGCUCAGUCGUUAAGCGUCUGCCUUUAGCUCGGGUCAUGGUCCCAGGGUCCUGGGAUUGAGUCCCACAUCAGGCUCCCUGCUCAGCGGGAAGCCUGCUUCUCCCUCUCGCUCUGCCCCUGCUUGUGUUCCCUCUCUCACGCUCUCUCUCUGUGUCAAAUAAAUAAAAUCUUUAAAAAAAAUAAAAAUAAAAAAAAAAAUUAAACCCGGCAUUCUUGAUACUUGAAUAUGGAAUACGUGCACAGGGAAAGGAAAUAAGCAUUGCAUUUAUAAACAUUGUAUUGUUAAGUGGAAAAUGCAAUGUCUUAAAUAAAACUAUUUAAUUGGCACCAAAAAAAAAUUAUAGCAAAGUUAAUCUGCCAAAGAUGAUAUAAUCACUGUUGUGCUGCGUAGUAAUUAGACAUAAACAUAAAGCAUUUCUGUAAUUUAUUUUGAUUUGUAUUGCUUUUAUAUAACCAAAGCAUGGUUUUAGUUUCAGUUUAGUUUUUUUCCUCCAAUUGAUACAUUUCUCUUAACUUCAUUUAGCAUUUCAAUCAUUGUCGUAAAGGUCACACAUUUAUAUAAACCUCACAUAGGCACCUACUUAUGCCCUAACAACUAUGGCUCUUCCUUAGUGGCCACUCCACUCUCCCAUCAUCUUAUUUUCCAAAAGGAAUGGCUUUAGCAUUACAUCAUUUUAGUAGCAUAUUAACAAGGUGCAAAACUGACAUCUCACUCACUCCAGGUGUAGAUUUUUAUGUAAUCAGACGGGGAAGACCAUCUCCUAUUCUUUUCCUUGAACAGCUACUCUCCAUUUCCUGUCUCUGAUGCUUGGUCUGUGUGAGAGAUUUGGGAGCCACCUAAAUAAAGUAGUUGAAACUUUGGGUCCCUUGGUUGUGUGGUUAUGAUGAUAAUGGGGAAAGAGUAGGAAACCCAAGCAAUAGGCACAGAGAAUGGUUCUAAUUCCCUGACAUCUACAAGUCUGGGAGUUGAAAAGAUGAAGAAAAAAUGAUAAUGUCAGCCACAAUUUCUCUUUUACCUCCUGUCCUUGACCCUAGAAAAUGAAAUAUAUAGUAAUAGUAAUUGUCUCAUCAGGGAUAGCUCUAUCACUCACUGUGCCACAUACAAAGAAAUUUCUUACUUUCUUUGGAAUCUUUCUCACCUAGUUAUUAUCUUACCUUCCUUUAACAAAAGGCAAUCCU